AGUGGAAGAAGAGGGUUGCCAUGGACAGUAUUCAACCACACUAAGGAUUUAGCGCCUGUUCUUUCAUAAUCACGCUUGGGGGAGAGAUGUGGGCUCCGUCGUCUGAAUCGGACCUGAUAAGAAAACAUUUGUCCCCCCGAUGAAGCUCUUGUUUCCAAAGUGACAGAUGGAUCCUGAAGAGGUCCCGGUGGAGGGGGCCUCUCCUCCGGGACUCAGUCCGGGUCUCGGUCCGGGGCAGGUGCAGGAGGACCUGGUUCAGCAGCUCCGGGACUGUGAGGCCAAACUCCAGUCAGCCACAGAUGAGCUGCAGACCCUCCGGACGCAGCAGGCCAACGAGAUGGAGGAGGUUGAGAGCUACGUGGCCCAUAUCCGAGGCCUGCUGGAGGAGAGAGAGAGUCUGACUGCGGACUACGAGAGGGACAAUGAACAGUUGCGUCUGGAGCUACACCACAUUCGAGAGCAGCAGGAAGUGGAGAGUAAGGAGUUGGCGGAGAUGCUGGCUCAGAAGGACCUGGGGGAGAUCGGGCUGAGCACUCCCAGUGAGCUGGUGGCCUAUCUGCUGGUGGAGAGGGCCACGCUGCUGGAGAGACUGGAGGAGACGGAGAGGAGGCUGGAGGGACAGAGUCUGGGCGAGGAAUACAGGGAAAUGCAUUUACAGGAGAUGGAGCACUUGAGGCAGUCUGUGGGCGAGGGGCUGUGGACGCAGAAAGAGGAAAUGCAAAAGACAAUGGAGAACAUGGCCAAGCAGUGCCCCACCCAGAGUCCGUGGAAGAAGCUGUUUGGUCUUCGCAGAUCUGGUCAGAGCAAAUACAAUCUCACCCCUGCUCGGAUAGAGGAGAUAACCCAGGAGCGUAUCGAGCGGCAGAGGCUGGAGCGGGACCUGGAGGAGGCGUCUCGGAGACUGGCCAUGGCUCAUCAGGACAUCAGGAGACUCACCAACGAACUGGACACGGCCAAAAACAAUAACACGGAGUCCAGUGACAUGAUGAAGCUGCAGAAAGCCAAAGAUCAAAACGACAAACUGGACUCUGAAAACCGAGCUCUUAGAGACAAGAUCCACACGUUAGAGGCUGAGAAGAGGAACCUAAUGGAAAAGAUUUCCAGGAACAGCAACCCAGAUGUUUCUUCCAAAGAGGAGCAGGGCUUUGGUGAAGAACCAACUGUGAAUAAAUCUGCCUUAUUCACCAGUGACAGUGAUCCCAUUCACAGACGGUGUCAGGCGGCUGUGGAGGACGGUCUGGUUCAGCUGAAGGAUCUCCAGAGGCAGCUGCAGAGACAGAAGAAGGAGAAGGAGGAGCUGGAGGAGAGGAACGAGGAGCUGGAGGCGUUACUGGGAGAGACUCAGAACAGCAGCCGUGAGGAGAGGCACCGGCACGAGGGGGAGGUGGAGGGGCUGCACAGGAGGAUUAAAAGUCUUGAAGCCGAACUAAGGAAGCACGAGGCUCAAGAGCAUCCUCUGAAGAACGGAGAAGAGGUCAAGACCGAGUCCUACUUACAACUGCAUCUCAGAGACAGCAGUCAGGAGAGACUGGCUCUGCUGGAGGCCCGUCUGACAGAGGAGAAGGACUGGAGGAAACAGCUGGAGGUGGAUCUGAGCUCGGCCCAGACGGCUCUAAAGAAGGACAAAGAGGCUCUCCAAGCAGCUGAAAGAGAGCUGAAGAAACUCAAGAUGGAGGUGAACAGUCUGCAGACCGAGUGCCAACAGGGAAAGACUCUGAUCAAGAGCCUCACGCAAGUCAAAGGAGAGAAGGCGAUCCUGGAGGAAAAGAUGGCUCAGUUGGAGCGAGCUCACACCCGGCUGCAGACUGAACUGGAGCGAGUGAAAGAAGAUGAGAGAACUAAAGAGGCUCAGAGAGGAAACAGUAUUCAGAUAGAACAUUUACAGCAACAAGCCGAUCGACUGAGAGGUGAAGUGGACAGUCUGCAGUCUGCUUACAACAAACUCAGGGAUGAGAUGGUCUCGGAGCGGCAGCAGACCUCCGAGCUCCAGGACAAACUGAGCGCCAGUGUCCAGGAGAAGAUCAGCGCUGAGGGGGAGAAGGAGAGGCUUCAGCUGGAGGUGCAGCGUCUGAACGAACAGCUCAAGUUACACAAAGAACAACUGGAGUCCAGCAAAGAAGCUCUGACCACACAGAGGGUCCAGACAGAGGAGAGGCUCAGCCCAGUGAGGAGCACCCGAGAGGAGGGCUCCAAUGAGCUCUUCCAUCUGAAGCAGGAGCUGAGUCAAGUCCAGGCCAAACUGGACCGAGAGCGAGAAGUGUCUUCCCAACACCAGCUGGCUCUGCAGGCCCAGCUCAGCGAAGCACAGGCUCGUGUUAAGUCCCAGGAUUCUGUGUUGAACCAAAGGGCAGAGGAGGCUCGUCAGAUGAAGCAGGACCUGCAGAGAGCCCAGAAUCUGUUCACUUCAGCCGAACGAGAGCUGAGAUACGAGAAGGAGAAGAACAUGGACAUCAAGAAACACAACACACUGUUAGAGCAGGAGAAACUCAAGCUGUGUGCAGAACUGAAGCAGCUCCAGACCAAACUGAUCCACACGGAGCAGAGCGUCCAGUCCCAGAUCUCCGAGUGCACCCGACAGCAGAACAGGGUCAGAGAGUUGGAGCUGGAACUGGCGCGCUCCACCUCCAACCGCAGCGCCACCACCAGCCUCCAGGAGGAACUGCAGGCCGAGAGAGCGCGCCUCAUCGUCGCUGAUAAGAAGGUGGUGGAGUUGCAGCAGCAGUUGAAGUCAGCUCAGCACAUGUUGCGUUUGGAGGAGGCUCGGGCCGGAGAGAGCAGCCGUUUGGAGAGAGACAGCAGAGACCUGAGCGACGCUCUGUCGGCGCUGAGGGCCCAGCAGCAGGAGGAGCACAUCACCAGGAAGUUGCUGGAGCAGAGGGAGGAGGAGCUGCAGCAGCAGCUGAAGGCGCUCAGACUCAAAGAGGCGUCUCUGAACAGAACCAACUCUGAGCUGAGUCUGAGGAGCCAACAGCUGGACACACGUCUGGUGCUGCUGGAGAGUGAACUGAGCAAAGCCAGAGAGGAGGUGAAAAGCAGCCAGCAGUCGACUCUCAAACUGCAGGAGGAUCUGGCAUCUAGUCACUCCGAGAAUGAGCGACUCCAGUCAGAAGUGCAGCAGGUUCUCCUCCAGAUGGAUUCAUACAUCAGGAAGUACAAUGAAAAGCAGAGCCAACACAAGACGAAGCUGCGCCAGGCCAAACAGGUGUAUUUGAAAGCCACAGCCCAAAGAGACCGACUCAUUCAGAAACUGGAGAACGACCUGCUGCUCGCCUCCAGCCUCUGCCACAAGGAGAAGGAGCGCACAGACACGGUGAUGCAGGAGAACGAGAAGCUGCUGGAGGAGAGACGAGAGCUGCUCCAGAAGAUCAGCGAGGCCGAGGAGAUGGGCAGCAAAGGCAUGAGGACGGCCUCCACCAUCGAGCACAAAGUAAACGUGUUGGAGGCUGAGAAUCGGCAGCUGCAGGAGCGGUCUCUGAAACUGUCCAAUCAGGUUUGUUCUUUGGAGCGCGCCCUGAGGAACGUGCAGUCCCUCUACAAUCUGGAGAAGAAACAGACUCAAGAUGGUUUUAGUGAGCUGCACACAUCAUCUAUCAGUUUCUCCUCCGCCCCGCGCGAGAAGCUGGACAUCUUGGACGCUCUUUGUCGUGUGAAAGUGGACGGGACACGCCUCUCCUCCCACAGCUUCACCGAGCAGAGUUACCUGAACCUCACCUCCCCCGUGGCCCCUCCCCCCAACGCCAAAGACCCCGAGGACGGACCCCCGAACCAGGACAAGACCUGAACUCAACCAGGUCUCAAUCCCAACUGGUACAGGGCCCCGAACAAGCUGUAGCAUCUACCACAAGACAGAAGAAGAAAUCGUGGUGAGAGUAAAUGCGUAAAAAGCAAUCGUAAAGGCUUAAAAUGCGUCUCGGCUCAGGUAUCAUCCAUUGUAUUAAAGGGCCCAUAUUACGCUUUUAACUGAUCAAUGUUUUAAUGUCGUUUCCUCAACACAAACAAACCUGGAGUUGUGUUUUGUUUCAUUCACACAUAUUUAUGCAUAUUUAGGCUGAGUUCUUCUUUUCAAAAUUCAAAACUGGGACACACUCGGGUUGGGAUGGUUGGUUUAAAUAAAAUUGUGAAAAGAGCUCAUAACAUUGUCCAUUCUUAACUCACUUGUUGUGGGUCAUAAUCUGAAGGACUUCUGUCUGUGUAUUUUUUUGCCUUAUGCUCGUUUUUAAGUUCAGUUUUCUGUGUUUUAGCUCAACAAAUGACAUUAUAUUGCCCCUUUUUAUUGUUGGUGUGUAUCAGAUUGGUCAAAAUAAGGAAACCUCGGACAUUUCUUGUAUAAAACUGGGAUGAAUCAGUGGUUUUAGAUAAAUAAGCUGAGACAGGGAAACGGCUCAAAACUGGGACUGUCCUGGGACAAAGAUCCAGAGGUGGGGACUUGCAAUUCGUGACUCGAGUCGAACUUGAGUCACUAUAUUUAGCACUUGAGACUUGACUUCGUAAAAUAGACUAAGACUUGGGACUCGACUCGGACUUGAGGCCUGUGACUUGAGAAGACUUGAUGCUUCUACUAAAAAAAUAUAUGUUUUUAGAAAAUACUUUUCUCUUUACAGGUGAUAAAUGCAGUGAUUAAUUUUACAGGAACAAACUGGAACAUGCCCUUCCCCCUCUGUUUGUUACUAUGGCAACAGCAACUGAAGUACUGUGAUGUAGUAUUCUCAAAUGCACUACAGUAAUUAAUAUACAUUACAAUACAGUAAAACAAAGGUAAUUACAUGCAGACGGUGCAGAGUACAUUACAAUAUAAUUGGAAUUUAACAUCUUAAUUCUUUCUAUUCUGACCGUAAUGAUUCACACUAAGAUCUUGUCAAGACAUUUAAAAAGGAAAAAAUAGGAUUUCUACAACUCUUAUAAAUACCCAUAUAUAAAUACACCAUGACUUUUUAAGUACAAUUCAGUUUAAAAGUCAUAUAAGUUGCAAAAAUCUAAGCUAUAUUUGGUUUAAAGGCUUGAAAUGACUUGAAGCUUAAAGCAGACGACUUGGACUUGACUUGGACUUAUGAGCCAGUGACUCGAGAUUCGACUUGGACUUUCCUGGCUUUGACUCGGGACUUGACUCAGACUUGAGGCCAAAGACUUGAGGCUUACUUGGCCCGACCGCUGCAAAGAGCGACGUCUGGUCACCCUCGAAACCUUCACUAGAAUAAUUUGGAUAAUUUCAGCCCCGGAAUUGCCCUUUUCUACUGAACUAAAGAUAAAAGGUCACUGUUAACUUGAAAACUACUGCUUCAUGACAUCACAAGGUGGAACAGAGCAUUUUGAGCUUUAUAAAUGUACACAGACUAAUAAUAAAGGAUUACUCAAAUGUGUGAAUGAAACAAAACACAACUCCAGGUCUGUUUUUCAUUAAAUAAUAACAUUAUAACACAACUUAAAGCUCACAAUUUUGCGUAAUAUUGGACCUUUAAAUAUUGUGGUGGAAUAAUAAUCAUGAUUUUAGGCACUUUGACCGUCACUUGUGGCCUCUGUGGUAAAUGAGUUUAAUGUACAGCGUCGCCAGUCACCGUUAAUAGUUUACGCAGCUUUGGACUUUUUGGUACAAUGAAUUUUGGUAAAACUAUUUGUAAAAAACCUUGUAAAUACUGAGAUGUUUGACACGAGCACUUUAUACUUUUUUAUAGUACUACUUUCAUUUGUUUACAUGACGAUGGAGGAUGUAGCAACAGAAUAAUAAUAAUAAUAAUUGUCCUAGAAACAGCUGAAGUAUUUGGUUUUGUGUCAAAUCUUGUUUUACUACGAAGAUUCAAGAAUACGGAGAAACACUAUACACUGAUCAGCCGACUGACAUUUGUUUGUUUAAAGGUCCACUCCACUAGAAAUGUUACGCAGUGCACCUUUAAUUAACAUCUUUUAUAAGCUCUAGUAACCGAGAACCUCAUUUUCUUCUUGUUCUUUUUUUUUUUUUAAUUAAAUCAUAACCGUACAGUACAAAAUUCUUAAAGUGUUCUGGUAAGCGGUACUUUUGCCCACUUAAGUAUUAUAUUUUUCUUUUAACUUUUAAUUUGUGCCACAGUUAAAACAGAUAAUACAAAACAAAACAAAAUAGCUACGUAAAUAUCAAAUGUCUCACUGUAACUGAAUUUAUCUGUUUGAAGUUUUAGGCUUGAUGUACGAUUUCUUAAAACUGUGAGCUUUAUGAUAGUUUUGCAUUAAAAAUAAUCAUCUUAUCAAACAAUGUAGGUUUAGUAAAUAAGUAUACAGCAUGUGGAGACGGAGAACUACUGAAAUCAAGUCUGAAUUCAUGUGUUUUAAUGAAUGUGAAAAUUCCUUUUGUCGUCAAAGGCUGUUCAGUGUGUAGUCGCAUGGUACUUAGCCAUGUUUUCAUCAGUGGUAUUCUCCUGUAGUGCUUCUGAGCGCUUCUUUUAUACAAAUCUGCAAAGAAAAAAUGUCGUGAAGCAAAAGCACUUGUAGUUUAAAUGCUUGGAUUACCGACACGUUUCUUCAGAAGUGUGAGUGUUUUCUACCACUGUGUGUUUUUUUGUAUUAAGAGUUCAUGAUCACGUAAAAUGUGCCUGAAACGAUUCACUUGGACUCGCUGCUGCGUCUUAAAACAGAAGCCUAAAAGCAACAAACGAGGAUCAGACUCUGUAUUCUGUAAAUAUGUUUUGGGAAAUAAAGUAUUUUCAUAAAUAAA
Messenger RNA from Boleophthalmus pectinirostris (great blue-spotted mudskipper), 6682 nucleotides. It is a transcript of the gene ccdc30, whose product is annotated as coiled-coil domain containing 30. NCBI's taxonomy places the organism in Eukaryota, Metazoa, Chordata, Actinopteri, Gobiiformes, Gobiidae. The record is from RefSeq and is a predicted model, not a curated record. Bases 167 to 3781 code for a protein of 1204 amino acids. The transcript is spliced from 26 exons.